Messenger RNA from Rhizoctonia solani, 714 nucleotides. RefSeq names its product ribosomal Proteins L2, C-terminal domain. Lineage: Eukaryota; Fungi; Basidiomycota; Agaricomycetes; Cantharellales; Ceratobasidiaceae. Gene Ontology annotation, cellular component: large ribosomal subunit; ribosome. Gene Ontology annotation, molecular function: structural constituent of ribosome; transferase activity; RNA binding. The record is from RefSeq and is a predicted model, not a curated record. Gene Ontology annotation, biological process: cytoplasmic translation. The transcript is spliced from 2 exons. The coding region runs from base 1 to 714 and encodes 237 amino acids.
AUGUUGGGCGCAAUGGAACUAAAUAUUCUGAGAUCGAUAUGCAUUCCCAACGGGUUGAUUGAAGGGUUCACCGAUUCUCCGCCCCCGACGAAACGCUCUCUCAAGCUACUGGCCAACUCUUCGCCUUCGUCUCCCCAAACCGCACUUGCCACCACCCCAGACGCAUCAGACCUCGCCGCCGCCGUCGCUUCCACAAAUCUCUCCCUCGGUGUCCUUCGUGCUCGUACACUCAAGCCAGGCAACGUCCUUCCUCUCCGUCUCAUCCCAGCUGGCGCCCUCAUCCAUGCCAUCUCCCUCUCCCCGGUCGGCCGAGCCUCGCUCGUCCGUUCAGCAGGAACCUUUGCUCAAGUCGUCGCCCACGACGAAAAGGGCCUCUGGACCCAGGUUCGACUCCAAAGCGGUGAAGUGCGCAACAUCAUGCAGCGAUGCGUCGCUACCAUUGGCAAGGUCAGCAACCCCGACUGGAAACACCGCAACCUGGGCAAGGCAGGACGCAGUAGGUGGCUAGGCCACCGUCCACACGUCCGUGGUGUGGCCAUGAAUGCAUGCGAUCACCCCCAUGGAGGAGGUCGUGGAAAGUCCAAGGGAGGAAAACAUCCGCGCUCUGUCUGGGGCUGGCUUACCAAGGGGCGUCGCACCCGCCGGUCCUCCGAUCGGGAUGGGAAUAAGUUUGUGGUCAAGGAGCGACCUCGUGGUGUUCAGCGGAAUAACUGA